Molecule: messenger RNA, 297 nt
Organism: Macrosiphum euphorbiae (potato aphid)
Lineage: Eukaryota; Metazoa; Arthropoda; Insecta; Hemiptera; Aphididae
Source: the annotation of a GenBank genome assembly
AUGGACAUAAGAAAGUUUUUUGGUGGUCGAGAAAAGAGAAAAUUGCCAGAAAUAAGUAGUAGCGGAAGUGAUGAACAUGAAGGAAUAUAUAAAAUUCCCAAAUCCUCCAACGAACCUUCCACUUCUUAUGAUCGCAAUACCAGAAAUGCAGAUCCUUCAACUUCUAAAAAGCUUACAAAUGAAGAACGUUUUGAAAAUGACAUAGGUCAAUGGGUGGGACGGUCUAAUCAUUUAACAACAUCUCAAAAAAUGGAUAUCUUGAAACGUUGUUGGACGCCACCAGAAAAUUACAACUAG